Haliotis rufescens (red abalone) is the source of this 1017-nucleotide messenger RNA. RefSeq names its product ankyrin repeat domain-containing protein 49-like. Gene Ontology annotation, molecular function: protein binding. Bases 189 to 599 code for a protein of 136 amino acids. The transcript is spliced from 2 exons. The record is from RefSeq and is a predicted model, not a curated record. Lineage: Eukaryota; Metazoa; Mollusca; Gastropoda; Lepetellida; Haliotidae.
GAAACACGGAGGUCUGGGACCCCCCUAGGACCUGACACACGAGGUGGGUGUAUAUAGGUGUACAAGAAUGUGUCAACACCUAUGUAGAGCUUCAGUCUGUUCUAACCGUCCUGUUUGUCUACACAGCCACGAGCGGAGAGGAAGAAACACGGAGGUCUUGGACCCCCCUAGGACCUGACACACGAGCGAUGCUGACUCCCAGAUGUAGUGCCACCAAGAAAGACUCUGACCUCAGUAAAGCCAGCAGGGAGGGGAAGCUGCGGGCUGUGGCGGGGAUCCUGGCAGCAGGUUUGGCUGACGUCAACUGUAGAGCCGGGAACGGGAAGACGCCGGUGAUAUUGGCAGCAUACGGGGGACACAGAGAAGUGGUGGAGCUCCUUAUGAGUAAAGGAGCUAAUGUGUCACUGGUGGACAGUGUUGGUAACAACCUACUCCACAACGCCUGUCUGGGAGGAGACAUGAAGACGGUGGAGUUUGUGCUGGCACUGAACGUGGUGGACAUCGACGCCAGGAACGGUUUGUGGCAGAGAGCGGUGGACCUGGCGAGAUUCUGGAGAUAUCCGCUAGUGGUUGACCUGCUGAUAUCCCGCGGUGCUUAGUGACGUCGGUGUCGUGUAUGUGUAGACGGUGGGGGAGGACGCUGACAGUGACGUGAUGUGCCGUUCAAGUGACGGUACACUGUCGAUGACGCCACAGCAAUGUCGCCAAGGCCUUGCUUCAAAGUGACCAGCUGUUUUCUCUGCCAUAUCAGGGCGGCACACACGACAUAUCCAUACGACACAUCUGCUUUAGGAUUGAAGUUGUAUUUGCUGAUGAAGACAGUGCCUCAGGUGAGCAAAUUUCAUAAUGGUAAAUUUGUUCCCGUGAGGCACUAUCUUCUUCAGCUGAUGAACGUCAACAAAUACAACUUUAAUCCUUAUAUUGACAGUUGGUGGCAGAGAGCGGUGGACCUGGCGAGAUUCUGGAGACAUCCUCUAAUGGUGGACCUGCUGAUGUCCCGCGGCACUUAGUGAGUGA